This is a messenger RNA of Sipha flava (yellow sugarcane aphid), 3275 nucleotides long. Its product is annotated as elongation factor-like GTPase 1. The record is from RefSeq and is a predicted model, not a curated record. The coding region runs from base 126 to 3275 and encodes 1049 amino acids. Gene Ontology annotation, cellular component: cytosol; ribonucleoprotein complex. The transcript is spliced from 18 exons. NCBI's taxonomy places the organism in Eukaryota, Metazoa, Arthropoda, Insecta, Hemiptera, Aphididae. Gene Ontology annotation, biological process: cytosolic ribosome assembly. Gene Ontology annotation, molecular function: GTP binding; GTPase activity; ribosome binding.
GAUUACUUAUAUAUUUUAAUAGCUAAUUUAAUAAAACUAUUUUUUAAAGAUAACUUGUUGCAUUUGAAAAUUUAUUGGACGUGGAUUGCCACAUGUAUUGCUAAUAGUAACUAUAAGAAAUAAAAAUGAGGGAUGCAACUCAAAAUAAAUUAAUUGAACUUCAACAUAAGCCUGAUUCAAUACGUAAUAUUUGUAUUUUGGCUCAUGUUGAUCAUGGUAAAACGACAUUAGCAGACUCUUUGGUUGCUAGUAAUGGUGUUAUAUCUCAAAAGAUGGUCGGUAAACUAAGAUAUAUGGACAGUAGGCGAGAUGAACAACAACGUGGAAUCACUAUGAAAAGCUCAUCUAUAGCUUUAUAUCACUGCAAAGGUGAAUCUGAGUAUCUUAUCAAUGUCAUUGAUUGUCCAGGACAUAUAGAUUUUUUUUCUGAAGUGUCUACUGCCCUUAGGAUAUGUGAUGGAACCAUUAUUCUUGUUGAUGUUGUAGAAGGUGUUUGUCCUCAAACACAGGCAUGUUUAAAGCAGAUUUGGUCAGAAAAUAUAAAACCUGUAUUGGUGUUAAACAAAAUUGAUAGAUUGAUAUUAGAAUUAAAUUUAACACCACUAGAUGCCUAUAUUCAUUUAACUCAAGUUCUAGAACAAAUUAAUGCUGUAGUUGGAGAACUUUUCAAAAAAGAUGUUUUUGAAAAAGAAGCUGAUGCUAAAGAAAAUGUUGAUAUUGGUGUUCAGUCUGGUGAAGAAUUGUAUAAUGAUUGGAGUACAGCUAUAGAAGCAGCUGAUGAUUCAGAUUUAUAUUUUUCUCCACAACAAGGAAAUGUGGUUUUCGCAUCUGCUGCUGAUGGAUGGGCAUUUAGUAUAGAAACAUUUGCAAAUUUACUGUCAAACAAACUUGGUGUUAAUGUGGAUGUUUUAAAGAAGACUCUAUGGGGAGAUUUUUAUUUACAUUCCAAGACCAAAAGAAUUAUGAAAGGUGCACAAGAAAAAGCCAAGAAACCUAUUUUUGUUCAAAUGAUACUUGAAAACAUUUGGCUUAUAUAUGAUGUCAUUAUAAAUCAAAAAGAUAAAGAACGUUUAUUAAAGAUUUCAGAAAACAUGAAUGUAACACUUUUAGCCAGAGAUUUGCGUCAAACAGAUACAAGAAUUCUAUUGCAAUCAUUUUUAUCUCAAUGGAUUCCUUUAUCUGUAUCAGUUUUAGGUAUGGUAUGUGAUAAGUGUCCUGCACCAAAUCAACUUACAGAUGUUAAAAUUGAAAAUUUACUCUGUCCUCCUAUGAAAGAAUUUAAAGUUAUGCCAAAAGAAACAGUUGCAUUGAAAAACGAUUUUUCAAAAUGUUGUCAUGAUGAUUCAGUAUCAGUUAUAGCAUUUGUUUCUAAAAUGUUUCCGAUAAAAAGAAAAUAUUUACCCCAAAAUAAACCAAAAGUUCUAACUGCUGAAGAAAUAGCUAAACGAAGAGAGUUAGCUAGAAUUAAACAUAUGUUAAAAAAUAGUGAAUUAAAAACAGAAGACUCUUCUGUAACAGAGAUUAAUAGUAAUGUAAUUAUUACUGAAGAAAAUAAGCUCAAAGUUGUGGAACGUACUGAAAAUGAGAAUGAUAUCAUGUUUAUUGCAUUUGGAAGAAUUUAUAGUGGAACGAUUCGACGUGGCCAAGAAGUGUAUGUCUUAGGACCAAAACAUGAUCCAUCAAAAUUGUCUUUUAAAGAUUUUUGUGUUGAUGAAAAAUGCACUUUGGCCACAUUAAAAUCAGAUGAGCAUGUUAUGAAAACCACCAUAACAGAGCUUUACAUGUUAAUGGGUAGAGAUUUGGAACCAGUAGAUGAAGUUCCUGCUGGCAAUAUAUUUGGUGCCGGUAACUUAGAACAAUAUAUUUUAAAGAGUGCUACAUUAUCUACAACUUUAGCUUGUCCACCAUUUACUGAAAUUAAAGCAAUGGCCACUCCAAUUAUGAGAGUUGCAGUAGAACCAAAACAUUCAUCAGAUUUGCAAGAAUUAAUCAAAGGCCUUAAACUACUUAAUCAAGCUGAUGCAUGUGUUCAGGUAAUUAUGCAAGAAACUGGUGAGCACGUAAUUGUCACUGCUGGAGAAGUGCAUCUUCAAAAAUGUUUGGAUGAUCUGCGCGAAAGGUAUGCAAAAGUCGAUGUAGUUGCUUCUGCUCCGAUAGUGCCUUUUCGAGAGACAAUUGUAGAACCACCCAAAAUAGACAUGGCUCACGAAAUUGUUGAUAACCAUAAUCAAAAAAAUGAGAUGGAAGAAAAUUCAAAUGGUCUUCUGAAUGUUUAUACAUCAAAUCAUUUAUGUUGUAUUAAGCUUCGUGCAGAGCCUUUACCAACAGCUACAACUGUUCUUUUGGAGAAAUCUACUGAUAUUUUAAAAGCACUGUCUGAGCAGCAAACGGAAAACAUUGCUGAUGUAUUAGAACGAUUAAAAAUUGAAGAUAAUGUUUCUAAAAAUACAAAAGUAGCCAUUGAUACAUUUCGGUCACAAUUACAAGAAACUCUUGGUUCUAGCUUAGAUGUUUCUCAAAUCUGGGCAUUUGGACCUAGAAAAUGUGGUCCAAAUAUUUUAUUAAAUAAAAUACCAAAUUAUUCAAGAUCAGUUUGGGGCCCAAAAGAUAAUGUGAAUGAAAUGUUGACCAAGUAUGAAAAUAGUUUUGUUAAUGGUUUUCAAAUUGCUACUCUUGCUGGUCCUUUAUGUGAAGAACCAAUGACAGGUGUAUGUUUUGUUGUUGAAGAUUGGACUAUUGAUGUUUCAAAACAAAUAAGUUCAGAUCCUUAUGGUCCGAUGUCAGGACAAAUUAUGUCCUCCGUGAAAGAUGGAUGUCGAAAAGCUUUUCAAGCUCAACCUCAAAGACUUAUGGCGGCUAUGUAUACCUGUUCAAUUCAAGCAAAUGCUGAAAUUUUAGGUAAAAUGUAUGCGGUUUUGGGUAGACGUCAUGGACGAGUGAUCAGUUCUGAUAUGACCCAUGGGUCUGCAUCCACUUUCAAUAUAACGGCUUUAUUACCAGUUGUUGAAAGUUUUUCGUUUGCUGCAGAAAUCCGUAAGCAGACUUCUGGUUUAGCAAGUCCACAAUUAGUUUUUAGUCACUGGGAGGUGAUUGAUAUUGAUCCAUUCUGGGUACCAAAUACUGAAGAAGAAUUAGAACUGUUUGGAGAGAAAGCAGAUUCUGGUAAUAGAGCUUUAAAUUAUAUGAAUGCUGUUCGCAGACGCAAAGGUUUAUCAGUGGAAGAAAAGAUUGUGGAGUUUGCUGAAAAACAACGUACUUUAUCAAAAAAUAAAUAA